CUUCCUUAUUAUUGUGACGCCGAAAACGGAGAAACCCCGAGCCGGGCCAGAGGGGCUGUGACAGUCGGAAUCCCGGGCUGCGGUUCAGCUGCUGCGGAGAUCUACACGGUGAGGUGGAACAGGCCUGGCUUCUGGUUCGAAUACCAAGUGUGUGAUCUGUGGCUACAUGAUUCUCUGAAGGAUAAGAAUAAUGUUAUGCUGGGGAUAUUGGUCUCUGGGCCAGCCAGGUAUCAGCAGCAACCUGCAAGGAAUUGUGGCCGAGCCACAGGUGUGUGGCUUCAUAGCGGACAGAAGCGUCAAGGAAGUGGCCUGUGGAGGAAACCACUCCGUGUUCCUGCUGGAGGAUGGGGAAGUUUACACGUGCGGCCUGAACACCAAGGGGCAGCUGGGCCAUGAGAGGGAAGGCAACAAGCCAGAACAAAUUGGAGCUUUAGCAGAUCAGCACAUUGUGCACGUGGCAUGUGGCGAGUCCCACAGCCUGGCCCUCAGCGACCGCGGCCAGCUGUUUUCUUGGGGUGCAGGGAGUGAUGGUCAGCUAGGGCUCAUGACAACUGAGGACUCCGUGGCAGUGCCCAGGUUGAUACAAAAGCUGAACCAACAGACCAUAUUACAAGUUUCCUGUGGCAACUGGCAUUGCUUGGCUCUUGCAGCUGAUGGCCAGUUCUUCACGUGGGGAAAGAACAGCCAUGGGCAGCUGGGCUUAGGAAAGGAGUUCCCCUCACAGACCAGCCCACAGAGGGUGAGGUCGCUGGAAGGGAUCCCGCUGGCUCAGGUGGCUGCUGGAGGGGCUCACAGCUUUGCCCUAUCUCUCUCAGGAGCCGUCUUUGGCUGGGGCAUGAAUAACGCAGGGCAGCUAGGGCUCAGUGAUGAAAAAGAUCGAGAGUCUCCAUGCCACGUGAAACUCUUACGAACGCAAAAAGUGGUCUAUAUUAGUUGUGGAGAAGAGCACACAGCAGUCCUCACGAAGAGCGGAGGUGUGUUUACCUUUGGCGCUGGUUCCUGUGGGCAACUUGGACAUGACUCCAUGAAUGACGAGGUUAAUCCGAGACGAGUUCUAGAGCUGAUGGGCAGUGAAGUAACUCAGAUUGCUUGUGGCAGGCAGCACACCCUAGCCUUUGUGCCUUCUUCUGGACUCAUCUAUGCAUUUGGUUGUGGAGCUAGAGGCCAACUGGGAACUGGACACACUUGCAACGUUAAAUGCCCAUCUCCUGUGAAGGGUUACUGGGCUGCCCACAGUGGCCAGCUUUCAGCCCGAGCUGAUCGCUGUAAAUAUCAUAUUGUUAAGCAGAUCUUCUCUGGAGGAGACCAGACUUUUGUGCUUUGCUCCAAAUACGAGAAUUCUUCUCCUGCUGUUGACUUCAGGACUGUGAACCAAGCACAUUAUACCAGUUUAAUAAAUGAUGAAACCUUAGCAGUGUGGAGACAAAAACUGUCAGAACACAACAACGCGAAUACAAUCAAUGGUGUUGUUCAGAUAUUGUCUUCUGCAGCCUGUUGGAAUGGAAGUUUUCUGGAAAAAAAAAUUGAUGAACAUUUCAAAACGAGCCCCAAAGUCCCUGGAAUUGACCUGAACUCAACUAGGGUGUUGUUUGAGAAGUUAAUGAACUCUCAGCACUCCAUGAUUCUGGAGCAGAUCUUAAAUAGCUUUGAAAGUUGCCUGAUUCCUCAGUUGUCAAGUUCACCACCGGACGUUGAAGCAAUGAGAAUCUAUUUAAUACUGCCCGAGUUUCCUCUGCUCCAGGACUCUAAGUAUUACAUAUCGUUGACUAUCCCCUUGGCUAUGGCUAUUCUGCGGCUGGACACAAACCCCAGCAAAGUAUUAGAUAACUGGUGGUCUCAGGUGUGCCCAAAGUACUUCACGAAGCUGGUUAAUCUCUAUAAAGGUGCAGUCCUUUAUCUACUGAGGGGAAGAAAGACAUUUUUAAUUCCAGUACUGUUUAACAAUUAUAUUACAGCAGCUCUCAAGCUCCUGGAGAAAUUAUAUAAGGUGAACCUUAAAGUGAAACACGUGGAAUAUGAUACCUUUUACAUUCCUGAGAUUUCCAGUCUGGUGGACAUUCAGGAAGACUACCUCAUGUGGUUCUUGCAUCAAGCAGGGAUGAAGGCCAGACCAUCUAUAAUCCAGGACACCGUAACACUUUGUUCCUACCCUUUCAUCUUUGAUGCCCAAGCUAAGACUAAAAUGUUGCAGACAGAUGCUGAACUACAGAUGCAGGUGGCGGUCAAUGGGGCCAACCUGCAGAACGUCUUCAUGCUGCUCACCCUGGAGCCUCUGCUGGCCAGAAGCCCCUUCUUGGUCCUUCACGUUCGCAGGAACAACCUCGUUGGAGACGCCCUCCGAGAGCUGAGCAUUCAUUCUGACAUCGAUUUGAAAAAACCUCUCAAAGUGAUCUUUGAUGGUGAGGAGGCAGUGGAUGCUGGUGGUGUCACAAAAGAGUUCUUUCUUUUGCUAUUGAAAGAACUUUUGAAUCCCAUCUACGGAAUGUUUACGUACUAUCAGGAUUCAAAUCUCUUGUGGUUUUCCGACACGUGUUUUGUAGAGCACAACUGGUUUCACUUGAUCGGCAUAACCUGUGGCCUCGCUAUCUACAACUCCACCGUGGUUGACCUCCACUUCCCGCUGGCCCUCUACAAGAAGUUACUGAAUGUACAGCCUGGCUUGGAAGACCUGAAGGAGCUGUCGCCCACUGAAGGAAGGAGUCUUCAAGAGCUUUUAGAUUACCCUGGGGAAGAUGUCGAGGAAACUUUCUGCCUCAACUUCACGAUCUGCCGAGAAAGCUACGGAGUGACUGAACAAAAGAAGUUGAUACCUGGGGGAGACAAGGUGACUGUGUGCAAGGAGAACAGGCAGGAAUUUGUGGAUGCCUAUGUGAAUUAUAUCUUCCAAGUCUCAAUUCACGAGUGGUACACGGCCUUCUCCAGCGGCUUCCUGAAGGUGUGUGGUGGCAAAGUCCUUGAGCUCUUCCAGCCUUCCGAACUGAGGGCCAUGAUGGUGGGGAACAGCAACUACAACUGGGAAGAACUGGAAGAGACUGCCAUCUACAAGGGUGAUUACUCAGCCACACAUCCCACUGUGAAACUAUUUUGGGAAACAUUUCAUGAGUUUCCAUUGGAAAAGAAGAAGAAGUUCCUCUUGUUCCUGACUGGCAGCGACCGGAUUCCCAUCUACGGCAUGGGCAGCCUGCAGAUCAUCAUCCAGUCCACCGCCAGCGGGGAAGACUACUUGCCUGUGGCCCACACUUGCUACAACCUUCUCGACCUCCCCAAGUACAGCAGCAAAGAGAUUCUGAGUGCGCGGCUGACACAGGCGCUAGACAACUACGAGGGGUUUAGUUUGGCCUGAGGCUCCCCGGCUUGUCCUAGAUUUCCCUUCCUUCCUCGGUGUCUUCAUUGAGGCCUAUACAGAAAAUCAUGGGGAGUGAUUUCUAUUUUUUUAUUGUCUAAGUGGGUUGGGACUUUUGACUUCUGAACCUGGUUGGUGUGUUUCUGGGGUUGUGGGUAGCAAAUAACCUUCUUGAGAAAUCAAGGGUUGGGGAUAGGGUGAAAGAUUUGGAUCUUGUAUGGGAAGUGUUUCUGUUUUUGUUUUUGUUUUAAAUCAAAUUACCCAGUGUCUCUUGCACUUGCGAAUAUGUUGCUCUCUCCUAGAUAAAAUGGCUGUGGAUUUUUAACUUUUCAUUUCCCAAAUGUGUCUCUCAGCCCUGACCUUUCUGUGCCAGGCUUCCUGGUCCUCUUCCCAUUGCUCUGUAAGAAUGACCUUGACUGAUCUGUGUUGCCCAGUGCAUGCAGGACAGCUCCUUUCUCUGCAGCCUUCAGAAUGCCCCGGCUUGUUGCCACCUGGCUCUAUCCCAAAGAAGGAAAGGACCACUUCAGAAACGCCACCUUUCAGACAGCUGGGUCUGCAUCCCUGGCUUUGGUGGAGCCCAAGAAUCCGUGGGGGCUUUUAUGAACCCAUCAUCUAGAAUGAUCAGGAGGGAGCCGCAGCCUUCCCAAGGCUGUGCCCAUCGCCAAGGCCUCCCACAAGAUGUGCAGGGUCUCCUAGACCUGCAGCCGAGCCCAGGGGUGUGUGCUGCUCAGCCACGUCCAUCUGACUAACAGUGAAGUGAUAGGUCCCCCACUCUUCCGUUAUCUCGCUUUGGGUGCGAGUUCCAUUAGUUUUUAAGUCUCUGUAUUGUGCAAGAAAAGGAGAAAUAAUAAAUUUCUUGUCCCUUUUGUCACUUUAUGACCUCUUCCACGUUCCUUUUCCUCUCUCCUCCUCUCUGCACCUUCCCUCCUCUCUCACCAGACUUUCCUCUUUCCUUCACGUCAUCCCAUUCGUUGUCACUUGACUUAAUGUUCCAUUCUUCCCCUUUCUUUCCGGUAGAUGCAUGCAGUCCAUUUUUUAAAAAUUUUUAUUAAAAUUGCAAAAUUUCUA
Molecule: messenger RNA, 4411 nt
Organism: Lepus europaeus (European hare)
Lineage: Eukaryota; Metazoa; Chordata; Mammalia; Lagomorpha; Leporidae
Gene: HERC3
Product: HECT and RLD domain containing E3 ubiquitin protein ligase 3
Exons: 26
Coding region: 191-3343 (1050 amino acids)
Molecular function (GO): ubiquitin-protein transferase activity
Source: RefSeq, a predicted model, not a curated record